AUGACUUCCCAGAAGAGAGUGACUCAGAGAAAUAGCUCCUCAGUGACUGAGUUUAUCCUUUUGGGAUUUUCAGAACAAUCAGAGUUCCAGCUCCCUCUCUUCUUUAUAUUCUUAGGGACCUAUGUGUUCACUGUGGUGGGAAACUUGGGGUUGAUCAGUCUAAUUGGGCUGAAUUCUAGCCUUCACAUCCCAAUGUACUUUUUCAUCUUCAAUUUGUCCUUUAUAGAUCUCUGCUAUUCCUGUGUCUUUACCCCAAAAAUGCUGAAUGAUUUGGUAUCAGAAAAUAGCAUCUCUUAUGUGGGAUGCAUGACUCAACUAUUUUUUUUCUGCUUCUUUGUCAAUUCUGAGUGCUAUGUGUUGGUAUCGAUGGCCUAUGAUCGUUAUGUGGCCAUCUGUAACCCCCUUCUGUAUAUGGUCACUAUGUCCCCUCAAGUGUGUUCCAUGCUGAUGUUUGGUUCAUAUGUGAUUGGUUUUGCUGGUGCCAUGGCACACACUGGAAGCAUAUUGAGACUUAACUUUUGUGAUUCCAACAUUAUCAACCAUUAUCUCUGUGAAGUUCUCCCUCUCUUGCAGCUCUCCUGCAUCAGCACCCAUGUCAAUGAGCUAGUGUUUUUUAUUGUUGUUGGAAUUGUCAUCAUGAUAUCCAGUGUCAGCAUUUUCAUAUCUUAUGCUUUCAUUCUCUCCAACAUCCUCCGUAUUCCCUCUGCUAAGGGCAGAUCUAAAGCCUUUAGCACAUGUGGCUCCCACAUAAUUGCUGUUACUCUGUUUUUUGGGUCAGGAGCAUUCACUUAUUUAACAACUUCUUUUCCUGGAUCUAUGGACCAGGGUAAAUUUGCCUCAGUCUUCUACACCAAUGUGGUUCCAAUGCUCAACCCUUUGAUCUACAGUUUGAGGAAUAAGGAUAUUAAACUUGCCCUUAGCAAAACUCUGAAGAGAGUGCUCUCCUAAUGAUUUUGCUUUAUUUGUUGGCAACUGAUUCC
Molecule: messenger RNA, 980 nt
Organism: Orycteropus afer afer
Lineage: Eukaryota; Metazoa; Chordata; Mammalia; Tubulidentata; Orycteropodidae
Product: olfactory receptor 8B4
Biological process (GO): sensory perception of smell; G protein-coupled receptor signaling pathway
Cellular component (GO): membrane
Molecular function (GO): olfactory receptor activity; odorant binding; G protein-coupled receptor activity
Source: RefSeq, a predicted model, not a curated record